AUGUCCAGCGCGAAACUCGAGGAUUCCCCCCCUUGUAGGAACUGGUCAUCGGGUCCGGAGCUGAAUGAGACUCAGGAGGCUUUCUUGAACCCGUCGGACUACGACGAUGAGGAAUUCCUGCGGUACCUGUGGAGGGAGUACUUGCACCCGAAGGAGUAUGAAUGGGUCCUGAUCGCUGGCUACAUCAUCGUGUUCCUGGUCGCUCUCGUGGGCAACGUCCUGGUUUGUGUUGCAGUGUGGAAGAACCAUCAUAUGAGGACAGUCACCAACUACUUCAUCGUAAACCUCUCUCUGGCUGACGUUCUUGUGACCAUCACAUGUCUUCCAGCAACUCUAGUGGUCGAUAUUACAGAAACUUGGUUCUUUGGAGAGUCUCUCUGCAAAGUGAUUCCCUAUUUGCAGACUGUGUCCGUAUCAGUGUCUGUGCUAACACUCAGCUGUAUUGCCUUGGAUCGAUGGUAUGCAAUCUGUCACCCUUUGAUGUUUAAAAGCACUGCCAAACGGGCAAGGAACAGCAUCGUAAUUAUCUGGAUUGUAUCCUGUAUCAUAAUGAUUCCUCAGGCUAUUGUCAUGGAAUGCAGCACUGUGUUGCCAGGAUUAGCCAAUAAAACCACUCUAUUUACAGUGUGUGAUGAGCGAUGGGGUGGUGAAAUUUAUCCCAAAAUGUAUCAUAUAUGCUUUUUUCUGGUGACAUAUAUGGCACCGCUGUGUCUUAUGAUAUUGGCGUAUUUGCAAAUAUUCCGAAAACUCUGGUGCCGUCAGAUCCCCGGCACCUCAUCGGUAGUUCAGCGUAAAUGGAAGGCUCUACAGUCUUCGGGACAGGCCCGAGGCCCAGGACAACAGACCAAGUCAAGGAUUAGUGCUGUGGCAGCUGAAAUAAAACAGAUUAGAGCUAGAAGGAAAACAGCCCGGAUGCUGAUGGUCGUUCUCUUGGUGUUCGCCAUUUGCUAUCUCCCAAUUAGUAUCCUCAAUAUGUUAAAAAGAGUGUUUGGAAUGUUUACACAUAUUGAAGACAGAGAGACUGUAUAUGCCUGGUUUACAUUUUCACACUGGCUUGUUUAUGCCAACAGCGCUGCAAAUCCUAUUAUUUAUAACUUUCUCAGUGGAAAAUUUCGAGAGGAAUUUAAGGCUGCUUUUUCUUGUUGCUGCCUUGGAGUUAACCCUCGUCAGGAUGAUCGGCUCACCCGUGGACGUACAAGCACAGAGAGCAGGAAAUCCUUGACCACCCAGAUCAGCAACUUUGAGAAUGUUUCAAAACUUUCAGAACACGUGGUACUCACCAGCAUAAGCACACUCCCAGCAGCAAAUGGAACUGGACCACUUCAGAACUGGUAUCUGCAACAAGGGCCACCACCAUCACUGCUGUCAACCUGGUUGGAAGUCUGAGAGGAAAGGCUGAGGACUGGGUGACAAUGAAGUCUCUUCUUACUCAGAAACAAGUCUAAAAGAUUGGCGCCACACUGAAAUGGAGAUUGAAGAAGACUGGGUUACCAUUUUCCCUGGGAGAUCUGGAAGGCUUAAGGCCAAACUAUCUCCCUCACCUAUCACAGUUUUCACUUUGAGUGUUGCUGAA
Messenger RNA from Tachyglossus aculeatus (Australian echidna), 1573 nucleotides. RefSeq names its product hypocretin receptor 2 (gene HCRTR2). The transcript is spliced from 8 exons. Gene Ontology annotation, cellular component: membrane. Gene Ontology annotation, biological process: feeding behavior; circadian sleep/wake cycle process; G protein-coupled receptor signaling pathway. Bases 1 to 1386 code for a protein of 461 amino acids. The record is from RefSeq and is a predicted model, not a curated record. NCBI's taxonomy places the organism in Eukaryota, Metazoa, Chordata, Mammalia, Monotremata, Tachyglossidae. Gene Ontology annotation, molecular function: orexin receptor activity.